Esox lucius (northern pike) is the source of this 1737-nucleotide messenger RNA. It is a transcript of the gene fgg, whose product is annotated as fibrinogen gamma chain. Gene Ontology annotation, cellular component: fibrinogen complex. The transcript is spliced from 9 exons. Gene Ontology annotation, molecular function: signaling receptor binding. NCBI's taxonomy places the organism in Eukaryota, Metazoa, Chordata, Actinopteri, Esociformes, Esocidae. Gene Ontology annotation, biological process: protein polymerization; platelet activation; blood coagulation. The coding region runs from base 78 to 1376 and encodes 432 amino acids. The record is from RefSeq and is a predicted model, not a curated record.
AAUAUACCACCAGUGGACAGAGGCUCUUCAUUCUUCCACUGGACAACACCACAACUGGUGUCCCGAAGGCUAGCAACAUGGCUCUUUCUCUUCUGCCCACAGUCGCAGGGUUUGUUUUGCUAUUCACCCUAACCUCGGCGCAAUCGAGGGGAGACAAUGUUGAGGUCUGCACACAAGUUGAUGCAUUUGGCAAGUACUGCCCAACCACUUGUGGCAUAGCCGACUACCUGAACAGGUACAAGCCGGCGAUGGACAAGGACCUGAAUGAUAUGGAGGAGAUCCUGGACAGGAUAGCCAACAAAACGACUGGGGCUGCAGAGAAAGUCACCUACAUGAGGGACUCAGCAGCUCAGCAAACGAAGUCCGGUUCAGACACCUACUACAAAAAGUCAUCAGACAUGCUGAAUGAAGUCGUGCGCUUCGAGAAGAGCAUUGUCGAACAGGAGUCCCAAAUAUAUAACCUCCAGGCAGUACUGGAGUCCAACGAGAAAAGGAUGCUGGAUCUAAGACAGCUGUCUAUUCAGCUGGAGCAGAAAUGUCAAGAGCCCUGCAAGGACACGGUGGAAAUCAAAACCAUUACAGGAAAAGACUGUCAGGAAGUUGCUAAUAAGGGCGCCAAGACCAGCGGUCUGUACUAUGUGAAGCCGGCGAAGGCGACCCAGCAGUUCCUGGUUUACUGCGAGAUUGACAGCUUCGGACGCGGCUUCACCGUCCUUCAGAGGAGGCGCGACGGCAGCGUGGACUUCAACAAGGACUGGGUGCAAUACAAGCAGGGCUUCGGCUAUCUUUCCCCGAGCGACACCACUGAGUAUUGGCUGGGUAACGAGAAAAUGCACUUGCUCUCCACCCAGUCGACCAUCCCUUACGUGCUGAGGAUAGAGCUCACCGACUGGGAUGGCAACAAGAAGUAUGCCGACUACGCCAUGUUCAAAGUGGGGCCUGAGGCCGACAUGUACCGCUUGACCUACGCCUACUACUUCGGCGGUGACGCGGGUGACGCAUUCGGCGGCUUUGACUUCGGCGAUGACCCGAGCGACAAGAGCUUCACCUCCCACAACGGCAUGCAGUUCAGUACCUCCGACAAAGACAACGACAAGUUCAAGGGCAACUGUGCCAAGCAGGACGGCUCUGGCUGGUGGAUGAACCGAUGCCACGCCGCCCACCUCAAUGGAAAGUACUACCGAGGUGGAAAGUACACAGCGAAGGACGCCGGCGAAUCCGGCUUUGACAACGGCAUCAUCUGGGCCACGUGGCACAGCCGGUGGUACUCCAUGAAGGAGACCACCAUGAAGAUGAUCCCCACCAACAGAGUCACAGAUGGGGAUGGUCAGCAGACUGGUGGGGUCAAACAGUUUGGAGGCCUGGGAGAUAACUAAAGCACACCUACAGAACGUCCUGUACUUCCAGCAUGUUGAAAUCUCUUCCGGACACAGAUUAAGCCAAGUUCUAGACUUGGAAGCACAUCGAGAAAUUGUGCAACGCAUGAUUGCAGGACUGAACCCUAAUCUGUAUCUGGGAGACUGGCCUUUUGUCUUCCCGAGAGUUUUGUUUUCUCAAGCAAUUUCUUUCUUUGUCCUUUUGCUUAAAAUGUUGUCUAAUCGAAUUGAGUUAGCUGAAGCUUGGAAGAUGGAACUCUUUAGCACCUUCUUGUUAGAAAAACUUGAUAUACUGUCCCUGGGGUUUUUGUUAGAUGGGGUUGGUUUGACCAAUUAAUAAAUGUUAUAUUUUUAAUUGUAA